Pteropus alecto (black flying fox) is the source of this 4224-nucleotide messenger RNA. RefSeq names its product ring finger protein 40 (gene RNF40). The transcript is spliced from 20 exons. Gene Ontology annotation, molecular function: ubiquitin protein ligase activity; metal ion binding. Lineage: Eukaryota; Metazoa; Chordata; Mammalia; Chiroptera; Pteropodidae. Gene Ontology annotation, cellular component: HULC complex; nucleus. Bases 202 to 3207 code for a protein of 1001 amino acids. The record is from RefSeq and is a predicted model, not a curated record.
AAAGUGUGACCAAUAGAAACAGGAAACGAAGGAGUCCCGCCACAUCCGGCAGUGCCCCUGGCGCCUGCGCUCUGUGCCUAGUGAUGUCCGGUGAGGUCCAAGAUGGCGGCGCCAAGCUGAUCCUGCUGCAGGUGACAGAAGUGCCACCUCUGCCCCCUGACGUCCCUCGGAAUCCCCGCGCUGCUCCUGGCCUCCGCGGCCAUGUCUGGGCCCGGCAACAAACGCACUGCUGGCGAUGGGGGCUCCGGGCCCCCAGAAAAGAAGUUGAGCCGCGAAGAGAAGACCACAACCACCCUUAUAGAGCCCAUUCGUCUUGGGGGCAUCUCUUCCACGGAGGAGAUGGACCUGAAGGUUCUGCAGUUUAAGAACAAGAAACUAGCAGAGCGGUUGGAACAGCGACAGGCUUGUGAAGAUGAACUCCGAGAACGAAUUGAGAAGCUGGAAAAGCGGCAGGCCACAGAUGACGCCACACUCCUCAUUGUCAAUCGCUACUGGGCCCAGCUGGAUGAAACUGUGGAAGCUCUUCUCCGACACCAUGAGAACCAGGGGGAGCUGUCUUCAGGGACAGAGGUGCCUGGUAUCCAGGAGGGGCCGACACGUGAUGAGACUCCUCUCUCAGAGCCAGGGACAUCGGAACUGAGGGAGACCCUGCCAAUGAAGCUGCGGCCCCCACUCAGUGAGCCAGCCUUGGCUUUUGUGGUGGCACUGGGUGCCAGCAGUAGUGAGGAGGUGGAGCUGCAGCUGCAGGACCGUAUGGAGUUCUCCAAGGCGGCAGUAUCCCGUGUUGUAGAAGCCUCAGACCGCCUGCAGCGCCGGGUGGAGGAGCUCUGUCAGCGAGUGUACAGCCGAGGGGACAGUGACCCCCCUGGUGAGGUGGCUCGGGCACGGACCCGGGAGCUGGGCCGUGAGAACCGGCGACUACAGGACUUGGCCACCCAGCUGCAGGAGAAACACCACCGAAUCUCGUUGGAGUACUCUGAGCUUCAGGAUAAAGUGACAUCAGCAGAGACCAAAGUACUAGAGAUGGAGACAACAGUAGAGGACCUGCAGUGGGACAUUGAGAAACUGCGCAAGCGUGAGCAAAAGCUCAAUAAGCAUCUGGCAGAGGCCUUGGAGCAGCUCAACUCUGGCUACUAUGUGUCUGGGAGCUCCUCAGGUUUCCAGGGGGGCCAGAUCACACUCAGCAUGCAGAAGUUUGAGAUGCUGAAUGCAGAGUUGGAGGAAAACCAGGAAUUGGCCAACAGCCGCAUGGCAGAGCUGGAGAAGCUACAGGCUGAACUUCAGGGUGCUGUGCGGACCAAUGAGCGCCUCAAGGUGGCCCUGCGGAGCCUUCCUGAGGAAGUGGUACGAGAAACAGGGGAGUACCGAAUGCUGCAGGCCCAGUUCUCACUGCUCUACAAUGAGUCUCUACAAGUGAAGACCCAGUUGGAUGAGGCCCGGGGUCUGCUGCUGGCCACCAAGAACUCCCACCUGAGACACAUAGAGCAUAUGGAGAGCGAUGAGCUUGGGCUACAGAAGAAGCUGCGCACAGAGGUUAUCCAGCUGGAGGACACGCUGGCCCAGGUACGCAAGGAGUACGAAAUGCUGCGCAUCGAGUUUGAACAGAAUCUGGCGGCCAACGAGCAGGCGGGGCCCAUCAACCGUGAGAUGCGCCACCUCAUCAGCAGCCUCCAAAAUCACAACCACCAGCUAAAGGGUGAUGCCCAGCGAUACAAGCGGAAACUGCGGGAAGUGCAGGCUGAGAUUGGCAAGCUCCGGGCCCAGGCCAGUGGCUCUACUCACUCCAUCCCUAACCUGGGCCACCCAGAUGACUCUGGCCUCAGUGCCCCAGCCCCAGGGAAAGAAGAGGGUGGGCCAGGCCCUGUCAUUGUCCCCGAUGGCAGAAAGGAGAUGGCUUCAGUGCCUAGUGCCAUCAUAACUACCUCCUCUGUGAAGAAGGAGGAACUGGUCCCCUCUGAGGAAGAUGCCCAGGCCCUAACUCCUGGGUCCCAGGGCCCCUCCUCCCGGGGCCGAGAACCUGAGGCCAGGCCCAAGCGAGAACUUCGGGAGCGGGAAGGGCCUGCCCUGGGACCCCCACCUAUAGCCUCAGCCCUCUCGAGGGCUGAUCGGGAGAAGGCUAAGGUGGAAGAGGCCAAGAGAAAGGAGUCAGAACUCCUCAAAGGUCUUCGGGCAGAGCUCAAGAAAGCCCAGGAAAGCCAGAAGGAGAUGAAGCUGUUGCUGGACAUGUACAAGUCAGCGCCCAAGGAACAGCGGGAUAAGGUGCAGCUCAUGGCAGCUGAACGCAAGGCCAAGGCCGAGGUUGAUGAGCUACGGAGUCGCAUCCGAGACUUGGAAGAGAGGGAUCGAAGGGAGAGCAAGAAGAUCGCGGAUGAGGAUGCCCUGCGGCGCAUUCGGCAGGCAGAGGAGCAAAUAGAACACCUGCAGCGCAAGUUGGGUGCCACCAAGCAGGAGGAGGAGGCCUUGCUCUCGGAGAUGGAUGUGACAGGUCAGGCUUUUGAGGACAUGCAGGAACAGAAUGGGCGGUUGCUACAACAGUUAAGGGAAAAGGACGAUGCCAACUUUAAGCUGAUGUCAGAGCGGAUCAAGGCCAACCAGAUUCACAAGCUGCUGCGGGAGGAGAAGGAUGAGCUGGGCGAGCAGGUUCUUGGCCUCAAGUCCCAGGUGGAUGCCCAGCUGCUGACAGUGCAGAAGCUGGAGGAGAAAGAGCGGGCCCUGCAGGGCAGCCUUGGGGGUGUGGAGAAGGAGCUGACGUUGCGCAGCCAGGCCCUGGAGCUCAAUAAGAGGAAGGCUGUGGAAGCGGCCCAGCUGGCCGAAGAUCUGAAGGUACAGCUGGAGCACGUGCAGACACGGCUGCGAGAGAUCCAGCCUUGCCUGGCAGAGAGCCGGGCUGCUCGAGAGAAAGAGAGCUUCAACCUCAAGAGGGCUCAGGAGGACAUCUCACGGCUGCGGCGCAAGCUAGAGAAGCAGAGGAAGGUAGAGGUUUAUGCAGAUGCCGACGAAAUCCUCCAGGAGGAAAUCAAGGAGUACAAGGCGCGGUUGACCUGCCCCUGCUGUAACACCCGCAAGAAGGAUGCAGUCCUUACCAAGUGCUUCCACGUUUUCUGCUUCGAGUGUGUGCGGGGCCGCUAUGAGGCCCGCCAGAGGAAGUGUCCCAAGUGCAACUCAGCCUUUGGUGCUCACGACUUCCACCGUGUCUACAUCAGCUGAACCCGUAACUCAGGGGACUUUGGAACAUCCGUGGACCCUGUGGGCCCAGUCCCUCUGCACCUAGUUGGUUUGUAGGCCCCAGCGCACACUAGUGGGAGUGAGGUCAGCCAAGCUCCAUUCUACCUUUCCCCCACAGUCACAGCUGCGGCCCAGGGGGCACCUGCCCUGCAGGAAGGUCUGCUAUGAGACACCUCAGGGGUCCAGAGCAUCUAACUGGGCUCCCUGGAAGCUGACCCCAGCUCUUUUCCAACUAUCUCCACGGGCCCAUCCUAGCUCUAAGGGGGGUAUUUUCCCAGGCUGUGACCUCUUACGAAAGAGGGGACUCAGUACCUACUUAAUAUACCCACAAGUGAGGAUCAGAGAUGGGCCAGCCCGUUGCUCUGAGACUGGGCCCUCGAGCCCAGGGAGACUUUCUUUACAUCCUGCACCCCUCCCCUCACCCUGGGCCUGGGCAGGGCUUCUGUCCUGUGGAGUUCUGUGAGCUCUUUGGUCUGGCUCUUGUGAUAAGGGCUGAAGGAGAUACCCCUUAUCAAGGCAGGGUGGGGCACUAUUCUCUUCCUCUGGGAAGCUCAGUGGUUGCUACAGUCACCUUGUCCUGUUGAGAGUGCUGAAUCAAGAGCAUCAGUUUCUAUUCUAAUCAGGCCUUCCCAAUCUCUACUUUCUCAAGCUCACUUACCCCACCAUGCUUCCCAAGAUCCAAUGGGCCCCCUGACCUUGCUUUCAUCCUGGUGGCCUUAACUUCAUUGGAAGCAGAACUUCCCAGGAGGGGAAGGGACAGAGUAGCUGCUGGGCCAACUUCCGAUCAUUCCAGUAGAAGAGUUUCAUCUAACCCUGUGACUGAGCCUGUACACAUGAUGCUUCCUGUGCUACCUGCCCAAGCAAACUCUGGGCUGUGAAGGCAGCAGGCUGGGCCUGGAAGGUGGAGCCACUGAUAGGUGCAAGGGCCCAUUCAGACCCUGCUCUAGAGAUGUCUUGUAUAGGCUGUAUGUUAUGAAUAAACGGCCAGUCCUCAGCCUA